AUGGAGUGGGUACUAUGGCAAAACUCCAUGGAAAUGAAAUUCCUUGUUGCCGGCGUUAAUUCCAAUCUUCUGAUUCCUCACAUGAGGUUCAACAAAAGGCGAGCGGCCGAAUGGGGUUAGAACGCAAAGGAAUGGUAAUAGUUUGAUGUGCAGGUUUACAAUCGCAUAUCCAUCCAAAAUAUAAUGGCGCGAGGAACCCGGCGAACAAACACGACAACGACAGGAAUAUUCAACGAAGGCAUGCGACAUUUACAUUAUAAUUGUCCCGGCAAACGAGGAAAUUGAAGAGUUCGGGAAUCUGCGCGUACUGUAUGAGGUUGUGAUAGCGGCUGCCAGCUGGCCUUGGACAGUUCUCGAGAAGGAAAAUAUCGAAAAAGAUGGAAGAUUCAAAUCUCGAAAGUGCUUCAUAACACAUAGUUUUCAAGUUAAGUUUCUUAAAAUCAGGAUGUUAAAAUCUCAAACCCUUUUUUCAUACUUUAUAAUUCUAAACUCUGAUUUAAAUUUUAAAAAAAAAUCUAAACCUCUUGUUGAAGGAACAACGAUCUCCUCUUCAUUUGCGCUCUUGUUUCCAGCAUCCUCAAAUUGAUAAAAUAUAAAAAAAUUUGCAAAUUUUCGAAAGAAUCACGAGCGCAAUAAUAAAAAAACGAAAUGACACUAAAUGACCUUUUCAGUGUUUUACAGGUCAUGUAAGACUUAUUCGCCUUUCAUCAGCUAUGAAGGGGUUUCAAAAAAAUCAAAAGAAAAUUUUACGAAAAAAAAUACCAAAAUCGAAAAUUUUUUAAUUAAAAGUUUUUGAAGCUAUUUUUGCGCGUAAAUUUCGGCGUCAAGUUUUUUUUUUUUGCACUGCGUAGAAAACAGUCGACUUUACGAUAUUGUUUCCUUUUUUUAAAGUUUAAUCAAUCAAUUUAGUUUUAACCUCUUCUUUCUCUUAUCCGUUUUGAUCGAAAACUUCCAUUCGGAUCGAUUACGAUUAAUCAAAAAGCUUUGAAAAAUUGACAGUUGUGUUUGAUUCAUUUCUUGCUUUGACAAAGUGUUCGACAGAGACGGUUCAAACCCCUUCUUUUCGCACACCGCUUUUUAUACUCGAUUAAUGAAUUACAUUUAUACUUCUCAAACUAGCUAAAAAUUGAUUAGAGCUUGAAUAUUUAUUGUUAUCUGUAGGCUCGAUAGGCUCGAUAGGCAACUCUAAAGUGUUAAUGCGAUUAAAAAUGAGGAGAAUAAGUAUUAGGCGAAAACUGCCUUCGCUCGUUUAUCUACGUAAAAUUUUGAAUCGGAGUUAUCGUCAAGAAAGAUUUCAUGCUAUCUGUUCAGGAAAGUUUUCGUCAAUUGCGCAACCUUCUGCCAGCCGCCUGUUGCGCCACGUUCCUCGUUCCCAAACAUGGAAAAAACAGACGAGGUGUGAGUGUUCCGCCUAGAUCUCUGCCUGUUUGAACUUGCUCAGAACAAUCGGCCUAGAACAAAGGAUCCUUUUUCGUUGAGGACGAAACUUUUUCGACCAGAUAACAGGGAAUAUUACUGUAUGACCACGUUUCCAACGAAGGUUUUUUUUCCUAGAAAUUAUUUUUAGAUUUUUGAGGAAUUUGAAAUAAUGAAAACAGAAAGGAGUUGAGAAAAGUUCAAAUAGAGAAAAUUCAGCUGCCCAACUACAAGAAUGGAGGUACAUUUUUAGUAGAUUCUUUACUGAAUAAUUGGUAAAGUUUAUGUAACUUCUUCUUGAAUCUAAAGUCCUCUCCGAUUCAAUUCGCUACUAGCUUUUUUUCACGCUGCUGGUGUGGUAUUUCAUUUGAAGAGUCUUUUAAAAAUAAUUUCGAGCCAGCUGAGAAUCGAAUAUAACCGCUUAGCUAGCUGUAAUAAAAUGUUUUUCAGCAAAAGUUUAAAAGAACUGAGUAAAUGACCUCGAAGCCUAAUCCCUCUAGGGAGGAUAUCAUAAAAGGUGUUAGGUCGGUCGUCCCACAAGGAUGUUAUCCAACAGGCGGCGCCGAAGCACAAAAGAACGUGAUGAUACGGACGAUGAUCGAUCCUUACAAGAGGAUCGACCUGUGA
This is a messenger RNA of Caenorhabditis auriculariae, 2043 nucleotides long. The record is from the annotation of a GenBank genome assembly. Lineage: Eukaryota; Metazoa; Nematoda; Chromadorea; Rhabditida; Rhabditidae.